Messenger RNA from Ipomoea triloba (trilobed morning glory), 1899 nucleotides. Its product is annotated as nodulation-signaling pathway 2 protein-like. The coding region runs from base 153 to 1793 and encodes 546 amino acids. Gene Ontology annotation, biological process: regulation of DNA-templated transcription. NCBI's taxonomy places the organism in Eukaryota, Viridiplantae, Streptophyta, Magnoliopsida, Solanales, Convolvulaceae. Gene Ontology annotation, cellular component: nucleus. The transcript has a single exon. The record is from RefSeq and is a predicted model, not a curated record. Gene Ontology annotation, molecular function: sequence-specific DNA binding; DNA-binding transcription factor activity.
ACCCAAUAUUUUAUUCUUGUCCCUGUUGAGGUUUUACCAGGCAAAACUACACAGGACAUACCACUUUUGAAACUCUCCUCUAUAUAACUCUGGUCCCCUACCCUCAAACCUGGGAAAACCCAAAUUCAGUACUCCAACAAAUUAAAAAAAAAAUGGAGUUUGAGAGUUUUGAUGAGGUUAGCCUUUCUCCAUCCUACAUUCAUGAGUUUCAAGAACAUGGCUUGAAAUUCUACACAGACAACUCAGUUAGUUCUUGUGUGGUAGAUUAUAGACAAGAAUAUGGGUUGAAAAUCCGCACAAAUAGUUCUGAUUCGGAUUCUUGGGUGGCACAUUGUGGACAAGAAUAUGGGUUGGAAGUUCACACCGGUGAUUCAAUAGGUUUAUGGCUGACAGAAUGCGGGACCAAUAACUCAGUUGGUUCUUGGGUGACGGAUUAUGGAGAGAAAGACCAGUACUACUCCAACUCCAACGAUGUGGACAUCCAAGAAUGUCUCCAACUAGAGACAGACAUCAUGGACCUCGAUUUCAUCGACGAAGAUGCUGUCUUUUCCCAGGACAGGGAGCAAGAAACUCCAACGGAAAAGGCCGGCGUCUCUGGCUUCUUAACCCCAGAAAAUUACACCUCCCAUCUCAAAACCAUCCAAGAAGAACUCAUGGAAGAAACCAGCCUAACUGAUCUUCUCCUCAUGGGAGCCCAAGCUAUCCAGGCCGGGAACAAAGAUCUAGCCUCAAUGAUAGUCCUCAAGCUCAAUAAUCUCCAGAUUUCCAGCGAAGAAGAAACAGGGCAUCUUGAUCGCCUAGCUCUUUACUUCACCCAAGGAUUGGUCCUAAAAACCAUGAAUUUUGGGGAUCAAAAUUGGCAAUUGGGAUCAAUGUCGGCUUUCCAAAUGCUCCAAGAAAUCUCCCCCUACAUAAAAUUCGCCCAUUUCACCGCAAACCAGGCCAUCUUAGAAGCCACCCAGAGCCAAAGAGAUGUUCAUAUAAUCGAUUUCGACAUCAUGGAAGGAAUCCAAUGGCCGCCAUUAAUGGCGGAAUUAGCAGACAGGGAAAACGCCUCUCUCAGAAUCACCGCCAUAGUCACAGAGCCCCAAACCUGGGCUUAUACUCAACAAACAGGGAAAAGGCUACACGAAUUCGCGAACUCCAUUAGCCUUUCCUUCUCAUUUGAUCAGAUUUUACUAACCAAAGAGCAAGAUUUGGAGCAAAUUCAGGGCCUGGGGAAUAACCCAAUCGCCAAUUUAAUGAUCCACCAGCUUCACAUCCCACACAGAGAGAGCUCACUAAUCAAGAUUUUCCUAAACGGGCUCAGAAAUCUCUCCCCAAAGAUGAUAAUCAUGGUGGAAGAAGAGCUCUUCAAUAUCUCAAGAACCCCAUCCAUGUCGUUCGUGGAGUUUUUCAGGGAAGCCAUUCAUCAUUACACUUCCCUAUCCGAUUCUCUGCAGGGAGGGUUCUGUGGGGGGUACAAAUUGGCGCAAAGGGUCAUAGAAAAAGAGUUUCUUGGGCCAAGAAUUGUGGACUGUGUGAGGCAAUUUCCAGCUGGGAAAAGAGAGAGACAAGUAUGGAGUCAAGGGGUGUAUUCUCUGAAAGGAUUUAAGGCAAUUCCUAUGAGUUCUUGCAAUGUUAGCCAGGGUAAGUAUCUUGUGAGCCUCUUCAAUGGAGGUUUUUGGGUGCAGCAUGAACAGUGUAGGCUUUCCCUGUGCUGGAAAUCACGGCCGUUGAUCACUGCCUCCAUUUGGGUUCCCACAUCAUCUUCAAUUGGUCACAGUCUUUCGAGGUCAACUUCUUUUGAUUGAUUCUUCAUGUCAGCAUUCAGCGCUUACCAAUUACCAUUACACAUCGAGGAUCAUGUUUCAUUCAGGGCUUACCAGUUAUUAUUACGUCAAAAGUUAUAGUUAAUAA